Molecule: messenger RNA, 1927 nt
Organism: Symsagittifera roscoffensis
Lineage: Eukaryota; Metazoa; Xenacoelomorpha; Acoela; Convolutidae
Product: protein N-lysine methyltransferase METTL21D-like
Exons: 1
Coding region: 4-789 (261 amino acids)
Biological process (GO): peptidyl-lysine methylation
Cellular component (GO): cytosol; cytoplasm
Molecular function (GO): protein-lysine N-methyltransferase activity
Source: RefSeq, a predicted model, not a curated record
AAGAUGUUUGACAGAUCAAUCGAGUUGACAGUUUGCAAUAAUUGUUGUGCGCAGUUAACGACAGAACAAAUAGAGUUGAAAAUAGCACAGGAGUUCGAAGGUGACGUGGGCUGUGUAGUGUGGGAUGCAGCUCUGGUGCUGGUCAAAUUCUUGGAAACUAUAACCGGUGAAAUCUAUCAAAAGCCAACCGAAUCUCUUUUCCAUCCAGCAAGCAGUCUGGACGGCGUUUCAUUGGCUAAAUUAAAGCUUCUGAAUUUGUUCUUCAAGAAACGGCUUCACUUAGAUCAUACUUUAGAUGUUCUAGAGCUAGGUGCUGGCACUGGAGUUUGCAGUUUCGCAAUUGCAAGUUUAGUGAACGCAAAAAUUUUCUGCACUGAUCUAAAACAGUUUGAAUAUUUGAUAAAACAAAAUCUGCAUGCUAAUCGAAGUAAUUUUCGAUCGAGUUCUGAAGUUUUGACUUGUGAACUUGAUUGGUCGGAAUGCGACCAGUCCGAUUUGAAAAAUGAAAGUUUCGAUUUAAUCGUUUUAUCGGACUGCAUCUAUUACGAAGAAAGCGUGGAAAAUCUAGUUCAGACCCUGAAAUUGUUUUGCAAGCCUAAAACAUUAAUAUUAAUGAGCUUGGAAGAGCGUUCAGAGAAAAAAGUUCUUGUCGAGAAAUUCUGGAGUUUGAUGGACGGUUCUUUCACAUGGCACGAAGUUAGCUUAAACGAGCAAAAUGAGAAAAUAAAAUGCGAAGAAAUCCAUUUGUUUAUCAUUUACAAAACACCUAUUAAGUCAUGUGUCGAAUGACCUUUUUGAUGUCGAGUUUUCAUGGAAAUUAUGACAGUUCUUCUGGAACCUCGAAUCUCAUGAUCGUACUAACAUUUGCUAAGCCGUUUGUUAAUAAAUAGAAAAUUGCAAAAUGGAGCUCUAAUUUUAUUUGCGACCUUGGGGCGAAGCUCAUUUGACCUUGUUUGAACUAGUGAGCGGUGAGGAAUUGGACGGUGUGGAAUUGGAUCUGAUGAUAGCUUAUGUCAAUUCAAUAUAUAGAAGUUUCAGAUCAAAGAAUUUAAGAAAUUUCAAUGACAAAUCAGUUUAUUUUCUUUUGAUUGCUUCAGGUCAAUGUCGCAUUUUGAAGCGGUUAGCGUGUUAGACGAGUAUUCGUUAAUCUUUUUAUCGACUGCGUCUCAGCUAGUAAUGUUAUCAUGCCUGCAUUCAAUUAUGAAAAACGAAUUAAAAGCGUAGAAACAAUACGGAUCAAUAGCAAAAUGUUACGACAACAGUUAUCUUGUCAAAAAUCUAACAAACAAUGAACAAAAGUUUUUUUCUAAAAAUCGGCUUUAAUGUUUUUGGGGCAGAUAGUUGGCUCUCAAUUAAUCUUCCUGAGGAAGUUUUUUUACCUUGAUAAACGUGAAUAGUAAAUAUUGUCGCAAAAAUGCCGUGAAAAAUGAUGUAAAUUCCACUGUACGAAACGUAUCAAUUUUUAUCUCGAGCGAUCAAAAACUGAUUCAAGAUGGAAGGAGUUUCAAUGUAAUAACGGACUAGUUGAUUCGACGUUUACUUGAUCUAAUACUUCAGUUUGCGUCCAACAAAAAGGCCUGAAAAAAAGCUAAUUAGCCUCCUGCUGUGCAGAUUUCGUCCUAAAAAGCAGAAUUUUUUACAGAGCAAUAAUGGAGCAGAAUUUCAAUCAUACGGCAGAGCUUACGAAUUUUUUUUUGAAAUCUUUCAAGAAAACGGAAGUAGAUUACUAAUUAGUAGAGUCGUGCUUUGGUGCUUAUUUUUUAUUUCUGCAUUAAUUUUAUAUGGGGGCGUUCAACAGUGCCGAAGUACAACAGCGGCGAAACAGAAGAAAGUGUUCAACAGUGCCGAAAAUUAUUGGUUUUCGGCUUUGCUGAACAACAUUUGUAUUUUCGGCACUGUUGAACGCCCCCUCCAAGGGAAGUAGAAC